This is a messenger RNA of Acaulospora colombiana, 942 nucleotides long. The record is from the annotation of a GenBank genome assembly. Lineage: Eukaryota; Fungi; Glomeromycota; Glomeromycetes; Diversisporales; Acaulosporaceae.
AUGGAGAGGAAAAACUCCGAUAUAGAGACAAAUGCGAAUGUGGAAAUGGAGGAAACAUACUCCAUGUCAAAUGCUACUACCGAUGUCGAUGCUUAUAUGGAUGUGGACGAUGCCUCGACUCACAAUAUGACAGCUGCCGCCGCACAACUGACAUACAAUGCUGUCAGCACAUUCGCCCCUUUCAUACCAUAUGUCGAUUCCAUCUUCGCGGUAAUUGAAGAAAUCAUAAAAAUCUAUGAUAAUGUGGAGUAUAACAAAAAGACAUGCCGUAUUCUGGUAGAUCGUGUUGAAACGGUUAAUAUGGUAAUUCGUAAGUUGGUGCGUCGUAAAGAUGAAGAAAAAUUGUUCUGCAAUCAGGAUUAUUAUCACGCCUUCAUCCGUCUUGAUCAAACCUUGAAAAUCAUAAAAAGGUUUGUUCGCGAUGUGUCACAGUAUAAAAACUUUCGCAAAGUCCUUUUCGCAAAAAACAUUCAGGAAGAAUGUCAGGAUCUCAUAAGAAAAUUGGAAACAGCUUGUGACGACUUAAAGUUUGGUAUAAUCAUUUCGUUAGAAGAAAAACAAAGGGAACAAGCAAUCUUGAAGGAGGAUUUUGAGAACAUGAUAAAUAUGAUGGAUUCAUGGGACGAGAAACUCAAUUUGAUUACCGCACAAAUAUCCGAGAUGAAGAACACUGAUCAUAAGCUAAAAGUAGACAUCAUAGAACCGACAAGAUUGUCCGGAAGAACCACGAUGACUCGAGGGAAAAUAAUCAAAAAAAUCACGAGGGAAGAUAAUGUGCAUACAACGGCAAAACUCGCAAAUUUCAAUUUCAGUCGAGAGAUUAACCAGGGGUCAAUUGAGAUAAACGAUAUUUCAGAGUUGGUUCGUUGGAUGGCUCCCGAAAAAUUAAUCAGAGGUGGAAAGCCGAGAAAUUAUACAUAUCCGUGCGAAGUGUUUAGGUAA